Messenger RNA from Salvelinus namaycush (lake trout), 1139 nucleotides. Its product is annotated as regulator of G-protein signaling 21-like. The transcript has 5 exons. Lineage: Eukaryota; Metazoa; Chordata; Actinopteri; Salmoniformes; Salmonidae. The record is from RefSeq and is a predicted model, not a curated record. The coding region runs from base 102 to 668 and encodes 188 amino acids.
CCUGCAUAUAAAGGCCUGAGGUGGAUUGAGACCCCUCUAUACAGAGAGUGAUUCACCCCAGCAUGAGCAGCAGCAGGGGACAGAGAGUGUGGAGUUAAAACAUGCCCAGCCUAAUCAUCACAGAGACUCUGAUACAAACACAGCACUUCAAUAUGGAGCAGGACGACAGGAGGAGGAACAAGAACUUGGGAAAGAACUUUAUGUGCCGACUGCAAUGCAUGUUCUCACAUUCAUCCACCUCUGAGAGCAGGCUAAGUUUAGAAGAUACCCAACAAUGGUCUCAGUCACUGGAGAGACUCCUCGAGUCUAAAUAUGGACUGGCGACCUUCAGAACCUUUCUGAAGUCUGAAUUCAGCGAUGAGAACAUUGAGUUCUGGCUGACGUGUGAGGAGUACAAGAAAAUCAAGUCUUCAUUCAGAAUGUCAUCGAAGGCCAAAAAAAUCUAUGAGCAUUUCAUAAAGGCUGAGGCUCCUAAAGAGAUAAACAUUGACUACCACACGAGGGAGCAGAUCAAGAGGGCCGUGAAGAAUCCUACACUCCAGUGCUUUGACGAUGCCCAGAAGAUUGUCUAUGGGCUGAUGGAGAGAGACUCGUACCCUCGCUUCCUGCGCUCAGACAUUUACCGAUCCCUCCUGGAUUCCCUCGCCGCUGACGCCGUCAAGGGCUAAUAGGAGCGGAUUAGAUGACAGGAAAACAUGACAACAGAAACUGGAAUGUUUGGGGUUCUACAGGAUGGAAGGCUGGCCAAGCAUAGAGAGACUGACAGGCCUGUGUCCCUACAAACCAUGGUCGCCACAACACAAGACCACACCCUGAAACACUGCAAGUGGGAUUCGCCAAGAGAAAAAGAAAGACAGAAGGAAAGGCAGAGAGGAUAUGAGGAAUGCUACAGCGCUGCGAUUGCACUGGAUGCCGCUGUCUUAUCUGUAACUCUGGGAGUGACAUAUCAUAGGUGAUUAGAUCGUCUUUGACAGUGAAUGAAUCACGGAGUGAAUGACGAUCGAACUGAAACACAACGUCAGCAACCAUGCAGUCCCCACUCAACCGGAGGUGCUUCCUGUCCUAAAAAGAUGGAGAAGAGAGUGUAUGUGUGUUUGUGUGUGUGUGUGUGUGUGUGUGUGUGUGUGUGUGUGUGUGUG